Molecule: messenger RNA, 408 nt
Organism: Nakaseomyces glabratus
Lineage: Eukaryota; Fungi; Ascomycota; Saccharomycetes; Saccharomycetales; Saccharomycetaceae
Gene: MPC3
Product: mitochondrial pyruvate carrier
Biological process (GO): pyruvate import into mitochondria
Cellular component (GO): mitochondrial inner membrane
Source: RefSeq, a predicted model, not a curated record
AUGUCUACGAUAGGAUUUGCUUUCAAGAGGUUCUGGCAGAGUGAGACAGGGCCUAGGACGGUACACUUCUGGGCUCCUACUUUGAAAUGGGGUCUGGUCUUCGCCGGUCUGUCAGACCUUAACAGGCCGGUAGACAAGCUGAGCGGCACACAAAACCUGUCGCUGCUCGCUACGGCGCUGAUAUGGACGAGAUGGUCCUUCGUGAUAAAGCCAAAGAACUACUUGCUGGCGUCCGUGAACUUCUUCCUGGGAUGCACCGCAGGUGUGCAGAUCGGAAGACUGAUGAACUACAGGUUGACCAACGGAGACACAAUGUCACAGGCUAUCGGGUACUUGUUCCACGGGAAGCCCGCCAACACCAUCGCUUCCAGCGGGAACGGUAAGAAACCUGAACAACUAAUUGCAUAG